Molecule: messenger RNA, 198 nt
Organism: Debaryomyces tyrocola
Lineage: Eukaryota; Fungi; Ascomycota; Pichiomycetes; Serinales; Debaryomycetaceae
Source: the annotation of a GenBank genome assembly
AUGAAAGUAUCUCGAGAAUCUAUAUCUGAAUUAAAUAAAAUGAGUCAAGAUAUUAUUAAUAAGAAAACAUUAAAUUUCAAUAACGAAUACAUUAAAAUAUCGAAUAUGAAUCAUGAAAUUGUUAAUCUGUUUGAAAGAAAAAGUUAUUUAAUCUUAUGGGUACCAUAUAUCUUUAGAAAGUAUAAAAUACUUAAUUAA